Molecule: messenger RNA, 182 nt
Organism: Racocetra persica
Lineage: Eukaryota; Fungi; Glomeromycota; Glomeromycetes; Diversisporales; Gigasporaceae
Source: the annotation of a GenBank genome assembly
GCAUCACUGAUAAUGAAGUUUCUAAAGAAACUGGUAGAAUGUGGCAUAAAGAACUGCCAGAAGUUCGUUUAAAAUUCCAAAAAAUGGCUGAUACAGCUAAACAGGAACAUAUGAAAAAAUAUCUGGAAUAUAGAUAUUGUCCACUGAGACCACAAGAAAGGAAAUGUAGAACUAGGAAAUGA